CGAAAGGUAGUUGUAGAGUGGAGGAAAAGACAGUUGAGCAAUGAAAGAGGUGGUGGUAGCAAAGGAUGAGUAGCAACAGCAGUGGCCAUGGUUCUGACUCUUCAGAAGAAGUUAGAGAAUCGAGUUGAGUUGACGCAGUUGCAAUCUUUUGCGCAGCUUACACGAAGUCACAAUACCUACGAUUAUUAUGGCUGGAACACGUGACUCAAUUAAUGGCCGGUAUUUUAUGUAUACCGUUCUUUUUAAAUAGUAACGGUGAUCAUUAUCUUUUAAUCUUUAUAUUUUAUUCGAUUAUUUUUUUAUUGCAAAAAAGUGAGAUCAUUGGUUUGUCAUUACUGUGUAGUGUAUAUUAAGUAUCUUAAAAAGUUCAUACAGUGAUUGUGAAAAUAUCGAGGACCAAAUUAAUAGCAAAGGUGCAACAUCAGGAUGUCAGUGAGGAUGAAUCCACACAAGCAGAUAAACUUAAACUCAAUGGUGUUCGUCUUGGGAACUCUUGAGCUCGAUUUUCUUGAUGCCGCAAACCGUACCAACGGCUGUUGGCUUAUCAUCGGCAUUCGAGUACAGCACUUUCCAAUUUGAUUUAUCAUUACUGUCGGAUGAUUACACUAUCACGAAUACAACUAUGAUAUCAAAUCAUCUUCUGCAGGUUGGAUGUGGUAACCUUAAGCCAACUCAAAUAAAACAAGAAGCUUGUUCCUCUAGAUCUGUUUCACCAACUUAUACAUACUCCAGCCCACCAUAUCCUUGCUUAAGUGGUGAAAUAUCACCUAAUUAUGCACGUGACGCCUCUCCAGUUUACCCUGCAAGCCCCUAUUAUGUACCUCAAAGUCCACAAAGUGCUCAGCUCUAUCCUACAAGUCCUGAGCCAGCGAUCACUAUUACUAAGCAACCCGUCAUUAGAGAAAAAAGUUGGGAUCUUUUUACUAUACUUAAUGAAUCUAGAAUUCUCGCAGAAAGUUUAGGUUAUAAAGCAGAUUCUACAGAUUGUACAGUACCUUGUACACCUCCUAGAACAGAAGAAGAUAUUUACAAUGCACUCGAUGCCGAUUUCUUUCCUAUAAAAGAACAAUCCAAUCCUUUACUGAAAGAGAUUCUUUUUAAAGAAGAUAUUAAUUUCUCCCAAUAUUCAUCUUCUACUUCAUCUUUGGCUUCAAAUUGUUCUAACUCAUCAAUAGCUUCUUCAUCAGCUACUGUUUUAGAUUAUGAUAAAACCUCACUACGUGACCUCCUAUUCUAUAAUACGAAAUGUACUAUUAUACCAAACCGCCAAAAUAAUGAGAGUAGCAUACUGAUCAAAACAGGUAAAUCAAAAGAUUUUAAUACUUCAAAAGAUAUAAUUGAAGAAGAUCCUGAAUCAAAGGGUGACCAUCUACUACUCAGGGAAGUUCUUAGAGAUACGAGUUUUCAGCGCAGGUACAAUCUAAGACCUAUUGAUUUUGGUACAGUUGGAACUGGUUUUGUUGAAGAUAUGGCCGAAUCUGGUGAGUGCGUUGAAGAUCUAGCGUGCGAACAGAUAGAACCAGUAUUGAAUUUGGCUAUUCAACAAUUGCAAAAAGACUUCGAUAAUACCUGCGUGGCUCUUGGCAUACAUCCUGAACCCCAUCGAUGGAGUAUGUCAGAUGUCGCAGCUUGGGUACAGUGGGCUAAAAGACAAUUGCAGUUACCAUUAGUAUCAUUGGAUCGUUUUAAAGUAGAUGGUUUGACUUUAGCUACUUUUACAGAAGAAGAAUUUUGUCAAAGAGCUCCUGAGUGUGGCAGUAUGCUACAUGCUCAAUUGGAAAUCUGGAAAGCAGCUGUUGAGGAAUCACCAAGAAAUACAUUGGCAACAUCUGGGACUUCUAUGAGUGUUCUACAGUGUUCUGAUAAUAUCGGUAGUUCUCCAUCGAUUGCGAGUUGUAUCUCAGAUAAUAUGAAAGAUUCAUGUAAUAUGGAUUAUUCCGAUGAUGAAGAUGAAAUAAGCUCUAUAGAAACAAGUAUUAGGAACAGGGAAAACAAUAAAAUUCGUAGUAACGGCUCACACAUUCAUCUCUGGCAGUUUCUGAAAGAACUUCUUCAAUGUCCAAGUAUUCAUGGUUCAUGUAUACGAUGGCUUGAUCGAAAUAAAGGUAUAUUUAAAAUUGAAGACUCAGUACGUGUGGCCAGGCUCUGGGGUAAACGCAAAAAUCGACCGGCUAUGAACUAUGAUAAACUUAGUCGCAGUAUUCGUCAGUAUUAUAAAAAGGGAAUCAUGAAAAAAACUGAACGUAGCCAGAGGUUAGUUUAUCAGUUUUGCCAUCCAUACUGUUUAUAAAGCUAAUAAACAACAAUAAGAAUUUUAAG
Molecule: messenger RNA, 2319 nt
Organism: Ceratosolen solmsi marchali
Lineage: Eukaryota; Metazoa; Arthropoda; Insecta; Hymenoptera; Agaonidae
Gene: Ets98B
Product: DNA-binding protein Ets98B
Exons: 7
Coding region: 512-2290 (592 amino acids)
Biological process (GO): cell differentiation; regulation of transcription by RNA polymerase II
Cellular component (GO): nucleus
Molecular function (GO): sequence-specific DNA binding; DNA-binding transcription factor activity, RNA polymerase II-specific
Source: RefSeq, a predicted model, not a curated record